Messenger RNA from Andrographis paniculata, 971 nucleotides. Its product is annotated as PLASMODESMATA CALLOSE-BINDING PROTEIN 3-like. The transcript is spliced from 4 exons. Bases 194 to 712 code for a protein of 172 amino acids. The record is from RefSeq and is a predicted model, not a curated record. Lineage: Eukaryota; Viridiplantae; Streptophyta; Magnoliopsida; Lamiales; Acanthaceae.
GUCACCAACUUGAUUCUCUCUCUCCUAAGCCCCUCUCUCUCUCUCUCUCUCUAAUUUACAGUCUUCUGCUGCUGAGUGCUAAGCUGUGCAGGCCCUCACCACUUGUCUGCUGUCUCUCUUCACUAUUUCUUUCUUUCUGUCACUCUUCUUCUCGAUCCCAUCCAUCACAUUGUCUCUCAUCCUCCUAACUUCCAUGGCUCCUCUGGGCUUAACAGUGCUGCUGCUUUUGGCCAUGGCCGCUCACUCCAGUGCCACGUGGUGCAUUUGCAAGGAUGGCGUGGAUAGCAAGACACUGCAGAAGACACUGGACUACGCUUGUGGAGCUGGGGCGGAUUGCAAACCGACCCACCAAAGUGAGCCGUGUUUCAGCCCGGACACGGUCAGGGAUCACUGCAGCUACGCUGUCAAUAGCUAUUUCCAGAAGAAUCGCCAGGCUCCAACUGCUUGUGAUUUUUCUGGCACUGCUGCUGUUGUUAAUUCUGACCCUAGCAGAGCUGGCUGUGUGUAUCCUGCUACUGCAAGCGCUGCUGCGACUCCUACCAACAGCUCCAACGGCGUCCUGACAUCCCCCACCAACGGCGCGUUUGGUUCCAACAACGGUCUCAGUCCGACGGGAAUUCCAGACAACAGCCACGGGGGGACUCGGCUUCUUACAAGUAUUGUCCUUUUCCUCUCCAUGAUUCUCACGAUUUUCGCGCAUCUUCUCUUGUGAGAACUAUCAUCAUCUAUGGUUUGUGUGGCCUUCUCACGACUCGUGCCAAAUGGUGAUGAUUUCAAACGAAUGAAGGGUCUUGAGAGACGGCCUUUUUGAUUUUGUACUUCUAGAUUCUUCUCGAACUCGUGGUAUGUCUGUCUGUAUUAGGAUAAUAUAUAUAUAUAUAUGUGGCUGCAGCUUGGCUUGUGUUAGUUAUCACGAAUUUGUUUUCCGUAAAAUGUCAAUGCACCUCUGCCUUGUAUUAAGGCAUUUUCAA